Messenger RNA from Colletotrichum fioriniae, 525 nucleotides. RefSeq names its product oligosaccharyltransferase complex subunit epsilon (gene OST2). Gene Ontology annotation, biological process: protein N-linked glycosylation. The record is from RefSeq and is a predicted model, not a curated record. Gene Ontology annotation, cellular component: membrane; oligosaccharyltransferase complex. Lineage: Eukaryota; Fungi; Ascomycota; Sordariomycetes; Glomerellales; Glomerellaceae.
AUGGCGCCCAAGCGAACCGCCUCCUCCCAAAAAGCUGCUGCUGCCGCUGCCGCUCCCGCAGUCCACCACCCCGAGCCGCCCACCUCACCCGCGGGACCGACCGCCGCCGCCGCGAUCCCGGGCACAAUGACCUCGCAGCCCAAGGCCGUACCCAUCACCAUGACCCCCAAGAGCACCGGCAGUGGCGCCCAGAACUGGGACCAGGUCCUGGCCAACAUUUACAACCACUACGUCAAGAGCACGCCCCAGCGCACCAAGCUGAUUGAUGUCUUCAUGGCCUUUUUGGUCGUUGUUGGCGCCCUGCAGUUCUUGUACUGCGUUGUUGCUGGAAACUACCCCUUCAACGCCUUCCUCUCUGGUUUCUCUGCCACCGUCGGCCAAUUCGUCCUCACUGCAUCCUUGCGCAUCCAGACCACCGAGGCCAACAAGUCCGACUUCCCCUCUGUAUCACCCGAGAGAGCUUUCGCCGACUACGUCGCAUGCAGUCUGAUCCUGCACUUCUUCUGCGUCAACUUCAUAAACUAA